UAUGAUCAGAGUUGGCUAGUGUUCCAUCAUGAAGCUGUCAUUUGUUUGUUUCGUCUUAAUCGCAAUUUUGCAAUGUUGUUGCACCGAAAUUUUGACUAAUGAAACAUCUUGGAGACAUUUUAUCGAACACAGCCCCCUUGUAGACGCCUUAAAACCAAAAAAUGACACAGAAGUGACGCCUCCUGUGACUUCGAGAUUAUUUAACACAAAUAAUUUUCAUUUGAUUGGUAAUAAUGAUGCGCAGCCCCAACCAUUUUACCAAAAGUGGAUUAUUUCACCCAUCGUUCAAUUUAUUUCGAAAUUCUCCAAACCAUUAGCGUUUACUUUUCAAAAAAUUGUGAACGUGGUUGAGACAAUUGGACGCAAAUUGUGGGGGAUUUUAUCAUCGUUUUUGUUCGGUAAUAAACCAAUGUUGGAAAUUUCGAGACGGAAAAGACAAGCAAAUCUGGGCUUUUCCCCACUUUUAAAUCUGGCAAAUCCGUUGAAAACUGUGUUAAAAACCAUUCUAGCCUUGGCACCGGAUUUUACUCAACGUUUUCCCACCGUUUUGGCGCGUCUUGAAACUUUGAAUGGUGGUUUUGAUACAGGUUUCUUCAUUCUCGACACUGUGGUUAAAUAUAUAGGGUUUUGGAUCACUAAAAUACUCCCUAGAUUGAGUUUUCUCGUUGAUAUUUUCACACUAGUGUGGGAUGGUCUCAUGGAAUUCAGACCUUGGUUUGAGAAAAUCCUAACACACAUUUUCACAGUUGGUAAAACUGUAAAAUACACCGAUACUGUCUCAAAAAACGAAAUUUCACCGAUGAAACCCGAAGUGUUUUAAUUUCACAAUAAAUUAUACUCACCGU
This is a messenger RNA of Tribolium madens (black flour beetle), 845 nucleotides long. RefSeq lists its product as uncharacterized. The record is from RefSeq and is a predicted model, not a curated record. The transcript has 2 exons. Bases 29 to 820 code for a protein of 263 amino acids. NCBI's taxonomy places the organism in Eukaryota, Metazoa, Arthropoda, Insecta, Coleoptera, Tenebrionidae.